Gekko japonicus is the source of this 731-nucleotide messenger RNA. Its product is annotated as zinc transporter ZIP2-like. The record is from RefSeq and is a predicted model, not a curated record. Gene Ontology annotation, cellular component: plasma membrane. Gene Ontology annotation, molecular function: zinc ion transmembrane transporter activity. NCBI's taxonomy places the organism in Eukaryota, Metazoa, Chordata, Lepidosauria, Squamata, Gekkonidae. The annotation marks the transcript as partial. Gene Ontology annotation, biological process: zinc ion transmembrane transport. The transcript has a single exon.
GGAUACCCAUUCGGAGAACUCAUCAUCUCUUUCGGCUUCUUCCUGGUGUUUUUCAUUGAGAGCGUGGUACUGUCCUGCUGCCCUCGGGCCGUCCAUUCGCACGGCGACCCCGAAGCCCACGAUGACCCUAAGGGCAUGCCCGAGUCACACAGCUCCUUCCGGGCAUUCGUGCUCUUCCUCUCGCUCUCCUUCCACUCCAUCUUCGAAGGCCUGGCCAUCGGCGUGCAGAAGGAGGACACGGGUGCCAUUCAGCUCUGCCUGGCCGUGCUGAUCCACAAGGCCAUUGUGGCCUUCAGCCUGGCCCUGAAGCUGGUGCAGAGCGGCACCGAGCCCCGGUGGAGGCUUCUGUACCUGGUGGUCUUUGCCCUCAUGUCCCCAGUCGGGAUCGCUAUCGGCAUUGGGGUGUCCCUCUCCGACAGCGAUGGAAGCGGCCUGGCCCAGGCGGUGCUGGAAGGGGUGGCGGCCGGGACCUUCCUUUACGUCACUUUCCUGGAGAUCCUGCCCUACGAACUGCGCUCACACGAAAGCCCUCUCGUCAAGUUCUCCUUCAUUGGCUUUGGCUUCUUUAUCAUGGCCGUCAUUGCCAUCUGGGCAUGAAAAGACUUCCUGAGCUAGGGUUAUCGUCGUGGAAAUCCCAUCACUCUUUCUAGGACAAAAAAAAGGAGAAACUCCUUAAGAUAAGCCAAGAAGCAAAAAUUCAAGGGAAGAGAACACAGUGGAUCGAGAGACAA